CAACAACAGCCGCAAUCUGUUACCCAGGAACCUGUUUCUGCAUCCGUUCCAGUUCGUAUCGUUUCUCAUAAUGCCAUGGAAACUGAGCCGUCUGAAGAACCAGCCCAAGUCGCUCUUGAGGCAGAUAGCACUACCGAGCAGGAGACCCAGCAGACUGGUCCGGCUCAACAUGCUCAAUCUGCUCAGCAGACCCAGCCCGGACAGCAGACCCAGGCCGGACAGCAGACCCAGUCCGGACAGCAGACCCAGGCGGGACAGCAGAACCAGUCCGGACAGCAGACCCAGGCCGGACAGCAGACCCAGUCCGGACAGCAGAACCAGUCCGGACAGCAGAACCAGUCCGGACAGCAGACCCAGGCCGGACAGCAGACCAAUCAACAACCUCAUGUUCUUCAAAACGAUGAAGCUGAAGCGCUGAGUCGCGCGAUUUCAAACGCGCUGGGGUCUGGAGUCAACACGUCAUAUGAUCGGUUUUUGCCCUGCGAGAGCAUCAGGCUUCGUCAGAGGGCUAACGCUAAUGAACAGCGAGAGCAGAUGGAACUGAUGGUGCGCAUGCGCAACGAACACUUGGCUUCUCAAAACAUACGUCAUCUUGAGCAGCGCGGAUGCCGUCUUAGUAACUCGCAGUUCACGAUAAUGGAGCAUCUGUUGCUCAGCCGGUCGUCGAGUUUGGCCUAUAUUAAUGCCUAUUUGGUGGCUGUUGCAAGACAGGCGUUUAUGCCAGGACUUAUGCACCCAAAUUCAACGGAGGCACCGAUAACACCGGAUGAGUACAAUCAUGUACAUCGUCAUAUUCUAACAUUUGUAAGACAGAUUCUACAAGAAUCCCGCGCCUCUGAAGCCCCAAACCCAUUCGUGGUUAUGACCGAAUAUAUCUUGAAUAGAAACAGGAACUUUAUUGAGGAUCUUAUGGACAUGAAUUCCGGCUACCGUGUCCGCUGUUAUAUGCGACCUGAUGUUGAUUUAUACCGCACUUUGACUAACUUCUUUAAUAGUCGGCUACCGCGUUUGGUUACGACCAUUAUGUCACCCAGACACACUUACAUGAUGCCUGCUGAAUUCUACGCGUACAUUGGAGAAUUGCAUCGCGAUCUUCUUGGUCUCAUUAUGUGCUGCACUAACAGUGAACGCGGCUUGCAAUCUGUCCAUCGACAUUUCCUCAACCAGUUAUUGGAUGGGGUCGAUGAGAACACUACGUUAUAUUUGACCACAUUGGCUCAUGAGAUAUUCAACCGGAUGAACGUAACACCAGUGUACGCCUCGUACCACAGCCUCCGCAUGCACCUGCAUAUGUUGUCUGAAUACAGCAUGGCGCAACGCCAAAACCUCGAAUCGCGAGAGUCAGGCGUUGAAGAGCCGAGGCGGUCGCAAGAGUUUGGGACACUAUCGGAUAUGCGCCAAAUGCAUACACCGCCGGAACGAGGAUCACCCCUCUCGCAGCCGAUAUCAUUUUCCUCCAUGCGACCUACAGUAGGCCCCCAGCCGACUAUGCCACCGACACAAACCGCACAAACCGCACAAACCACACAACCUACAGUAAACACGAGACCCACAAACAGGCCCGUACUGCCUUCUCUGGUGCCACUGUCUCAAAUCACACAACCCCCGACGGGCCCCAUGCCGCCGCCUUCGACGGCAUGGCCUUUUCUGCCUCCCGAUUUAGCCGAACAAAUCGGUUAUUCGAAUGCUAUAAAUUUGUCUGAUACCAGUAACCCUCUAACGGACUCCAUUAUACAAGCUCUCACCGAAUAUAUAACGAAUAGCACCGCGCCCACCUCGUCUUCGGUGGGUAUAAAUACCGAUAUGCCACAAGACGCAGAGACGCAGACGACUCCCACAGAAGAGGACUUCGCUUGUAGUCCCAUCGGAUUCUUGGAAAACGAGGAAGAUAAUGUGGAGGAGGAAGAAGACGAGGAACCUCAAUCGGUGCAAUCCGAUGAAGAAAACGUUGUCCCCAACAGCGUCGGAACCGGCACUGAUUUCCGUUUCAAUGGAAGACGUCAUUCCGGCCCAAGAGUUCGCAGGCUCCCGAUCAUUUCCGUGGCGCCAACGGUUCGAGCUGAUCCUGCCCCUAACCCCGAACCAGAAGAGAGACCGAGAACCGAGCCACAAGGCCGCCACCAGCGCCGCAACCGGGUUCGACCAAUGGAAACGACACAAACUACGUCACAACCUGAAAGGAAUCGACCGCAGAAGAUCCCAUCAGUACUGAUCGUCCAGAAUUGGGAGGAGGAGUGGGUGCCAGUUCUCACGAGCGACCAGACGAUCCAGCGCAGCGAUCAGCCGCCUUUUAGCGAUGCUUACCUUAGCGGAAUGCCCUCAAGAAAACGUCGUUGCAUUCGACGCUCGCGCCCACCGACAGAUCUCGAUGGCUUCAUUAACGCCACGCUCAGCGAGGUAUCCGGAAGCGUCAGCGAGGGAGACACCACAAGCGUACGCGCCGCAUUUCGAGACCACAUCCGAAGGCUCACCCGCGCUCACCUGGCCCUGGUGGAGGCGGCCAGCCCUGAGCGAUACUCAAACGCGGCAAGAUUUCUCCAAUCGAGCCCGGAGACAGCGGAGGCACAGCGAGCAAGAUGCUAACCGUCACCUCGACCGCAGCCCGUCGACCUCGGAUAAUUGAUCGCUCUUAAGAAUUUGGCACCCAAACGACACUAGGCGAUAAAUACGGACCCGAUCAAUGCAAUUGUAUUUCGGCAACCUUAUUACAUAGCCUGACCAGGAAUUUAUUAAACCUCACCAUGCU
Molecule: messenger RNA, 2746 nt
Organism: Papilio machaon (common yellow swallowtail)
Lineage: Eukaryota; Metazoa; Arthropoda; Insecta; Lepidoptera; Papilionidae
Exons: 12
Coding region: 76-2583 (835 amino acids)
Biological process (GO): actin cytoskeleton organization; muscle structure development
Cellular component (GO): stress fiber; filamentous actin; adherens junction
Molecular function (GO): actin binding; muscle alpha-actinin binding
Source: RefSeq, a predicted model, not a curated record